Aptenodytes forsteri (emperor penguin) is the source of this 2778-nucleotide messenger RNA. RefSeq names its product anoctamin 4 (gene ANO4). The record is from RefSeq and is a predicted model, not a curated record. The transcript is spliced from 25 exons. Gene Ontology annotation, molecular function: chloride channel activity; protein dimerization activity. Gene Ontology annotation, cellular component: plasma membrane. Bases 1 to 2778 code for a protein of 925 amino acids. Gene Ontology annotation, biological process: chloride transmembrane transport. Lineage: Eukaryota; Metazoa; Chordata; Aves; Sphenisciformes; Spheniscidae.
AUGGAAGCCUCGUCUUCUGGAUCUAGUAUUUCAGCAGUCACUGGUGGAAAAGCAAAAACCCAUCAGCCAGUAGCUAAGGAUGUCAACAUUUUUUUUGAUGAGUUAGAAGGUGUGAACAGCCCUUCCAAAGAUGAUGACUCCCUGCUUCACCAUGGUAAUUUGACCAGUACUUCUGAUGAUGCCAGCAGGUUGGAAGUUGUGGGAGAGGAAGUACCUGAUAAGAACAAAGCCAAUGGACUAUAUUUUAGAGAUGGGAAAUGUCGGAUUGACUACAUCCUGGUAUAUAGAAAAUCUAAUCCACAGACAGAAAAGAGGGAAGUAUUUGAGAGAAAUAUCAGAGCAGAAGGUCUUCAAAUGGAAAAAGAGUCGUCUCUAACAAACAGCGACAUCAUCUUUGUGAAGUUGCAUGCCCCUUGGGAGGUCCUGGGCAAAUAUGCUGAACUAAUGAAUGUAAGAAUGCCUUUCAGGAGAAAAAUCUAUUACCUGCACCGCCGAUACAAGUUCAUGAAUAGGAUCGAGAAACAAAUAAGCAGGUUUCGAGGAUGGUUACCUAGAAAGCCAAUGAAACUGGACAAGGAGACACUGCCAGAUCUGGAGGAGAAUGACUGCUAUACUGCUCCAUUCAGCCAACAAAGGAUCCAUCACUUCAUCAUACACAACAAAGAUACUUUCUUCAAUAAUGCUACAAGAAGUAGAAUUGUACACCAUAUCUUACAAAGAGUGAAAUACGAAGAAGGGAAAAACAAAAUUGGUCUGAAUCGAUUGCUCAGUAAUGGCUCCUAUGAAGCUGCAUUUCCUCUUCAUGAGGGAAGUUACAGAAGUAAGAAUUCAAUAAGGACCCACGGGGCAGAAAACCACAGACACCUGCUCUAUGAGUGCUGGGCUUCCUGGGGAGUGUGGUAUAAAUACCAACCACUGGACCUCGUGAGACGGUACUUUGGUGAGAAAAUUGGGCUGUACUUUGCCUGGUUAGGCUGGUACACGGGGAUGCUCUUCCCAGCUGCCUUCAUUGGAUUGUUUGUCUUUUUGUAUGGAGUCACCACUCUGAACCACUGCCAAGUCAGUAAAGAAGUCUGCCAAGCUACAGAUAUCAUAAUGUGUCCUAUAUGUGAUAAAUAUUGUCCCUUCAUGAGGUUGUCGGACAGCUGCGUUUAUGCCAAGGUAACCCACCUUUUUGACAAUGGAGCUACUGUCUUUUUUGCUGUUUUCAUGGCGGUGUGGGCAACUGUUUUUCUGGAGUUUUGGAAAAGAAGGCGAGCAGUAAUUGCUUAUGACUGGGACUUGAUAGACUGGGAAGAAGAAGAGGAGGAAAUACGUCCGCAGUUUGAAGCCAAGUACUCCAAGAAAGAACGAAUGAACCCCAUAUCCGGGAAGCCAGAGCCUUAUCAAGCAUUUGCAGAUAAAUGCAGCAGACUUAUUGUUUCUGCAUCUGGAAUAUUUUUUAUGAUCUGUGUGGUGAUUGCUGCUGUUUUUGGCAUUGUUAUUUACCGUGUUGUGACUGUCAGCACUUUUGCUGCCUUUAAGUGGGCUUUAAUCAGGAAUAACUCUCAGGUUGCAACUACAGGGACUGCAGUGUGCAUCAACUUUUGCAUCAUCAUGCUACUGAAUGUGCUGUAUGAAAAGGUUGCUCUUUUCCUGACAAAUUUAGAGCAGCCUCGUACCGAAUCCGAGUGGGAGAACAGCUUCACUCUGAAAAUGUUUCUUUUUCAGUUUGUCAAUCUGAAUAGCUCUACCUUUUAUAUAGCAUUCUUCCUUGGAAGAUUUACAGGACACCCUGGUGCCUACUUAAGGCUGAUAAACCGGUGGAGACUGGAAGAGUGCCACCCUAGUGGAUGCCUUAUUGAUCUCUGUAUGCAAAUGGGUAUUAUAAUGGUGCUAAAGCAGACCUGGAAUAACUUCAUGGAACUGGGCUACCCGUUAAUUCAAAACUGGUGGACCAGGAGAAAACUACGACAAGAGUAUGGCACACAGAGAAAAACAAGCUUCCCACAGUGGGAAAAGGACUACAAUCUGCAACCUAUGAAUGCUUAUGGGCUCUUUGAUGAAUACCUAGAAAUGAUUCUUCAGUUUGGGUUCACAACCAUUUUUGUGGCAGCUUUUCCACUGGCACCGCUUCUGGCCUUACUUAACAAUAUUAUUGAAAUUCGGCUUGAUGCAUACAAAUUUGUUACCCAGUGGAGAAGACCUUUAGCUUCAAGAGCCAAAGAUAUAGGCAUCUGGUAUGGGAUCCUGGAAGGCAUUGGAAUUCUUUCUGUUAUCACAAAUGCAUUUGUUAUAGCUGUGACAUCAGAUUUCAUCCCUCGCCUUGUUUAUGCUUACAAAUAUGGACCUUGUGCUGGCCAAGGAGAAGCUGGACAAAAGUGUAUGGUUGGCUAUGUUAAUGCCAGUUUAUCAGUAUUUCUGGUGUCUGACUUUGAAAACCGUUCAGAGCCAACGUCAAAUGGAAGUGAAUUCUCUGGUUCACCAUUAAAAUAUUGCAGGUACAGGGACUACCGAGACCCUCCUCACUCCCCAGUGCCCUACGGUUACACGCUGCAGUUCUGGCAUGUCUUAGCAGCACGGUUGGCUUUCAUUAUUGUAUUUGAGCACCUUGUCUUUUGCAUAAAGCACCUGAUUUCCUACUUAAUCCCAGAUCUCCCAAAAGAUCUGAGAGAUCGAAUGAGGAGAGAAAAGUACCUGAUUCAGGAAAUGAUGUAUGAAGCUGAACUAGAACGUCUGCAGAAAGAGCGGAAGGAAAGGAAGAAGAACGGAAAAUCUUAUCACAAUGAGUGGCCAUGA